Messenger RNA from Anopheles aquasalis, 916 nucleotides. RefSeq names its product elongation of very long chain fatty acids protein AAEL008004-like. Gene Ontology annotation, cellular component: endoplasmic reticulum membrane. Gene Ontology annotation, molecular function: fatty acid elongase activity. NCBI's taxonomy places the organism in Eukaryota, Metazoa, Arthropoda, Insecta, Diptera, Culicidae. Gene Ontology annotation, biological process: sphingolipid biosynthetic process; very long-chain fatty acid biosynthetic process; fatty acid elongation, saturated fatty acid. The record is from RefSeq and is a predicted model, not a curated record.
UUUAUCUAGCGGUGCAGACGCUACGGUUAACUAGUGCUGCCGAAGCGCAGAAACAGGAUGGCGCUCGUUCUGAGUUCUGUGUACGAUGGUUACGUGAAGAAUCUUAUCGAUAAUGCAGAUGAACGAGUGGUUGGUCUUCCACUGUUACAAUCCAUCUGGACCGUCCCGGCCAUUACGGUGGUCUAUCUCUUCUUCGUGCUCAACGUCGGUCCCAAGUUGAUGGCCAAUCGCAAACCGCUCGAGAUACGACCGCUGAUCAUUGUCUACAAUCUAGUGCAGGUCGCAGCAAAUCUGGCCGCCUUUAUACUCGGUCUGAAGUAUCUGCGAGACUACCACGUUUCGUUAGUGUGUCAACCGGUGCAGCAGAUCGACAAUGAGCAGUCACGGGUCGAGCUGCGGCUGGCGUAUGCUUACUUCCUCUUAAAAAUACUUGACCUAGCCGAUACAGUGUUCUUCGUGCUCCGGAAGAAACAGGCACACGUGUCCUUUCUCCACGUGUACCAUCAUGCAAUAAUGGCGAUAUGUGCUUCGCUCAUUAUGCGCUACUUACCCGGAGGGCACUGCUUCAUGCUCGGACUGCUCAAUACGCUCGUGCAUGCGGUCAUGUACUUUUACUUCUUCCUAACCAUCUACCGGCCGCAGCUAACACGUGGUGCUACCUGGAAGCGCUACAUCACACUGAUGCAGAUGGCCCAGUUUAGCUAUCUAGUGUUUCACUUCUUCCGUCCGAUCGUACUCGGUGUUGAUUGUGGUUAUCCGCGAGGGAUGAUGUGGUUCGCGGGCAUACAGAACGUGUUCAUGCUCAUACUGUUCGGUGAUUUCUAUAGGCGUGCAUAUCUGAGAAAUCCUACGAAAAUUCAUGCCCAAUAAUCUCCUGCAGGUUUCCGUAGCGGAUUCCGUAGCAGAGCGUAGCGGG